Molecule: messenger RNA, 15830 nt
Organism: Bicyclus anynana (squinting bush brown)
Lineage: Eukaryota; Metazoa; Arthropoda; Insecta; Lepidoptera; Nymphalidae
Gene: bchs
Product: WD repeat and FYVE domain-containing protein 3
Exons: 56
Coding region: 343-11064 (3573 amino acids)
Molecular function (GO): metal ion binding; protein binding
Source: RefSeq, a predicted model, not a curated record
AUAAGCAGUGCACAACACUAGUGUUCAAAGAGAAGUGUAGUGGGGUGGAUUUUAUUAUUUUAUUUGAUAAAAUUAAAUAAAAACAAUAUUAUUCAUUUAUUUGGGUGCCGGCAAUAAAAAUAUGUUACACUUGUGAAUAUAUAAAAGUGAGUCAUUAAAUAUGUGAUCUGCAGAAUGUAAAAAUAUUAAAGACUUCGUAAAAAAUGCUUUUGUUCAUCGUAAAAACGUUCGCAAAUUACAGUGGAUGUACUCAAAAAUGAAAAUGGAAUGCAUAGUAAUUAACCAAAUAGACAGUAUUCGUAUAAGAAUGUUUUAAUUAGUGAACGAUUUUGUUUUUAAACAAUGAAUUUAAUGCGCAAAUUGCGUGGGGCGUCUGCCUCGUCUUCGGCGGAGGCUGCCGAAGCAUCAAGUUCCUCUCAUAUCCAGCUCGGAUUGAUGCAUUUGAAGAAGCUAUUCGCAGAAUACACUCAUCCACCGCAGCCAUUGACAGAGGCAGAAAAAGAUGAUAAAUUGUAUAACAUGCUACCUCUAUUUUGUAAGGUUUUCGGCACAAGUCCAUCAAGUGACAUGAAUGAAAAAUUUUGGGACAUCCUAUCAUUUUGUCAACAAGUGUCGAAGCUGAUGGUGUCUGAAAUAAGGAAGAGAGCCAGCAAUCAAAGCACGGAGGCAGCUAGUUGUGCUAUUGCUAAAUUCUUAGAGAUAGAAAAUUCAGAGGAGUCCAGUAAUGGAUGGAUGUUGUUAUCCACUUUGAAUCUCUUGGCAGCUGGUGACCAGUCUUUGAUACAGGUCAUGACUACUGCAGCUAUACCUUCAACAUUAGUAAAAUGUCUGUAUCUAUUUUUUGAUCUACCUGAAAUACCAGAGUCUGAAGCUGAUGUCCAAGAUGGUAAUAGUGAAUUUACACCAAGGGAAAGGAGGAUACUUCUGCAGAAGAUAUUUGUUCAAGUUCUAGUCAGGUUAUGCAGUCACCCUUUUCCUUGUGAGGAGUUGGCGAGGAAGGAUGAUCUGAGUUUACUGUUUGCUGCUAUAACAUCAUGGUGUGCCCCGCACAAUAUGCUGUGGAGGAAGUCUGCCGCUGAGGUUCUGAUGACUCUCUCCAGACAUGGCUUGACACAAUCUGUCGUCCAAUAUAUUCACAAUAAAGGAUGUGUGGGUCUCUGUAUUGAGAAUAUGCAAAAGAUUCCCGAGUUAACCCCACUUGAGGUCGUAGAAAUGUUUGUGGCAGUGUUCUGCUUCUUGAAAGAUUCGAGUGAAGUUAGUCAAUUAUUGUUGGACGACUUUCGCACAUGUCAAGGAUAUUUAUUUCUAUCUGAAUUCCUACUCAAACAUGAGAGACAAGAUGUGCCCGAUUAUUUGACAUCAGGGUUGGAGGAAGACAGAGUGAGUGGCACCGAAGCUCGUGCAGCGCUGAGGAACUUGGUGCUGAUGAUAUCUUCGCUAUGUGCGUGCGGCUUCUCUGAGCUCCGGCCUACCAGGGCGAAUACCGAACUUUUCCAACUACAGGGGUUCGUUUUGCCGCAGCCUUCGACGCCUGGACAAGCUGUCAGGAAUGUUCAGGCUUUUCAGGUGUUGCAAUCAGUAUUCAUGAAGUCAACGUCGGCAGCCCUGUGCUGCACCAUCCUCGACGCCAUAUCCAGCGUGUACCACGCGGACAACGCCAACUACUUCAUACUCGAGAACCAAAACACGCUCAGUCAGUUCUCGGAGAGGAUCCACACAAAAAACGCUGAAAUACAAGAGAAGUUUUUUGAGUUGCUAGAGUUUAUCGUUUUCCAGCUCAACUUUGUGCCGUGCAAGGAAUUGAUAUCACUCUCUUUGCUAUUGAAAGCGAACAGAUCAAAGAGCUGCAGCAUUCUGUGUAUGAAAACGCUGUUAAAUAUAUUAAAUAGUGGCAAGGUGGAGGGUAAUAAUUCUUCAUCACAAGAAGGCACAGGACACAAUGCGAUUUUCAAAGACGUCUACAGAGAAGUGGGAAUGCUCGAAGUGUUUGUCACUUGCUUGUCCCGUUACGCAGUAUUCCUCAAGGACAAACAACUGGAAGAAGAGAGAUGUAUUAGGGAAGGUGAUAAAACCGAAAAUGAUGCACCAAAGCCUCCGGAACGGAAAAAGAGACAAUCGAGACAGGAUUCGUUGAUAAAAGAUCCUAAUUCGGAUGUGGAGGAAGAAGAAUUGGGUGGAUUAGUUAUGGAGAGUUUAACUGCGUUGUUGAACGGGAAUGUAAAUAAUUGCAACGUGUUUAGGGACUGUGGCGGGGCAAAGUGUGUGCAUGGUAUGGUUGUACACGAAUCGUGCAGGAAUAAAGCCUUGGGGGUAGUACGGGAGUUAAUAGUGAGUGGGUCUGGGGAAGAAGAUAUGUCCGCGUUGUUAUGUGGCAUGCACGCAGCGCCCAACGAUGCUCUGAAACUAAAGCUGCACAUAUUGAAAGCUCUGCUUGUUUGUCUGCGGGACUCGCAUCGGACGAGAACUAUAUUCAGAAAAGUUAGCGGCUUCGUGUACGUAACCAGCGUGCUUGUGUCUCUGGAAGGGAAGCUGCAAGGAGACGAGCCGAUGGACCGCGACAUGUUGCAGCUGAUACACAUAGUUUUCUACACAAUAAGCACUGCUAUGAGAUUUGAACCGGCCAAUGCGAAAUUUUUUCAUCACGAGAUUUGUAUGACAACACUGUAUGAAACUAUACGCCUAUUGGGUUGUUUCACCAAAGACAUUGAGCUGCUAAACGAUACGGAAGCCGGCGAUCCAGAACUUUACGAGGUUUUUCAUGAAAUUUUUACCGGAAACAUUUUAGAAACUACAUUUCCAGAAAAAGUGCCGGUAGUGUUUGUACACGCGUGUAUCGUGUUGAGGCUAUUGUACGACGUGGCGCUGGAUUCCUUUGACAAGCCGACGUUUUGUGGCUCGCUCAAUGUGAAAUCACCUAGCUUGACCAGACAAAGUUCAGCGAUCAAUGAGGCGAAACCAGCGGGGCGUGCAACCCCCCUCAAUCUAUCAGUGGCUAACAACAGCGGCGAGGCGUGGGUGGUACAUUCGGGGGUGGUCAUAGUGUUAGCGAAGCUACUGCCCGCAUUGCCGCGUCCGCCCGAACAUGAGGACUACGCGCGCGCCAUUCGCGACUACCUCGCGCACGUACUCAAGAGUCUUGUUAGAAGUGAACGUAACCAGCAAGUGAUGUGUGGUGCGGGUCUGGCGGGAGUUGUAUUGCGUGUGUGCGGCGCCGCCUUGCGCGCUGAGAAGCAUCCGCUGCACGCGCCCGCUAUGUACGUGCUGGAGCGUCUCGCCGCGCACGCACUCCGGCCUACUGAGCUCAGGGAAUUCUUACGGAUGGGAAACCCAUUGAACUGCUUAGCUCCAGAACCAGGUCAAGUGUGGCAGCCCGGCGGACCCGUUCCUUUGACUCGAAUAAAAACCUUGGUUUCCAUGACUACGCCAAGAGAUUACAGGUCACAAAACUCAUGUACUCAACCACCAUUUGUUGAGUUCGACAUGUCAGCGGAAGGCUUUGGUUGUCUCUAUCUGCCCAGCAUAGCGCCUCAGUCUGCAAAUCUAAACGCUCUGGGCACUCAAGAUACUGCCACGCUCGGUGGAAUUGGUUCAGGAGACAGAGUUUUCCCACCUCAAACAGGCUUAACGUAUUCCACGUGGAUUUGCGUGGAGAAAUAUUCGGACCCCAGGAGCGAUCCGCACUGCGUCCGGUUGUUGACCCUAGUGAGAAACAUCAACAACAGCCGGGACGAACAUCUAGUGUGCCUCACCGUGGUUUUGUCUGCGCGGGACAAGGCGAUCAUUGUAUCUACACAGGAAACUUUGGUUCCACAUAACGUAGGCGAAUGGGAGCCUGACGGUGGCGGGGAGUGCGGCGCGCGCGUGUGGUGCCCCGACCUGCAGCAUGAAGGCCAGUGGCACCACCUCGCGCUGCUCUUCAACCGCGCCGUGCUCAAGAACUCCUCCUUCUCCCUAUACCUAGACGGUCAGCAUAUGCAUUCGGGUAAACUGCACUACGUGAGCGCGAACCCCGGCGGCGGCGCGGCGACGUUGUCUGGCGCGUCGAGCGUGUACUGCGUCAUCGGCACUCCACCGCAGUGGAGGCGGUACUCGCGGCUCGUUUGGCGACAGGGCCCUGCGCUUUUGUUGGAGGAUGUGCUUUCAGCUCAAACGAUCUCAAUAAUGUACCAGCUAGGUCCUCACUAUGUGGGCACAUUACAAGCGCCAUUGCCACCAGGGCAAAGCCAAGAGCGUUUACCGCCAUUGAUUGCUGAAGAGAAAGUUGUGUUUGGAAUAAACGCUCGCGCGUUAUCGCAGUUAACUCUUGCGAAAAUUCGAAAAGUUUAUAGUAAAAAUGACAACAAAGCGAUAGCGAAGCAACUGGGCAUGUCUUCGCAUGAAAAUGCGACCCCCAUAAGGAUAUUACAUAAUUCGGCGGGUCAUUUGAUGGGCCCCGCUAGGUGUUUAGGGGGCACGGUUGUGGGAUAUUUGGGUGUUAGGGUCUUUUGUCCUAAACCGGCAGCCAUUAUGAUAGAUACAGUCGGAGGUUGUUCAGUUUUACUCGGGUUGAUAGCAAUGGCCCAGGAUGUGGAAUGUUUAUACGCAGGCGUGAAAGCCUUAGUCUGUGUGGUGCGCUCCAACAAAGCGGCCCAGGCGGAGAUGGAUAGACGGAAAGGAUACCAAACUUUGGCAAUGUUGUUGAAGCGAAAGAAACAGUUGCUUAAUUCACAUAUACUGCAUUUAAUAUUUGGACUGGUUGGAACGGUGGACAGUCAAAAGGAAACGUCUUCGAUACCGAAUUUGACUGCGUUUCAGGAUCUUAUCUGCGAAUUAGAAGUAUGGAUAGGUGCGCCGGGAGGAUUGAUAAAAUCUCUUUUAGAACACUUACUGGAACUAGCUACAGAGACCGCUCACAGAACGCACAACCUACGCACAAUGAGAGAGUUGCAACUGGUGCCGAAACUUCUCUAUAUAGUCAAUGAUGUUAAAGUACCAAGCACAAAGAACGUACUCAUACGUCUAUUAGCCACAUUAUUAGGCGGACCUCCACGACCCAGCGACUUACUAUGUCUGGGCCAGUUUUUGGCUUACACACUGCCUUUGCCCUCACAAUCAGAACAAGGAAUAGUUAUCCUAGAAGAUUUCGAAAACGAAUGUGAAGGUGAACACAUAAUAUUGAGGAAUAAAUGUCUGUCAAUUUUAUAUUAUCUCCUAUUCGCCACUACGAAUUUGGAAAACACUCAUGUUUCUGAAGAAGUCUCAAGGGUACUGGGUUUGGACUGGUUGCUAAGUUUUAUGCAAGAGAAUGUUCACCCCACGACUGUUUUGUUGGCAUGGAAGAUACUAGUCAUUCUGUGUUCCGGCCAAGGACAGCAGUCGCCAAUAUUGCAAAGAUUUCGCGAUGGAAUGGGUAAUGGAGGCUGGCUGCGGCACACAGAGUUGGUCGCGUCGCAACAGGCCGGUGUGGUGCUCACGGCGGCCGUGCACUCGCACUCGCAUCUCCACACACAGCUGCUCUACACCUCCGGCUUUACUCUGCUCGCCUGGUUGUCACUCUCCCACCUCCAAAUACCGGAGUUAUAUUACUUGCUGUUCGGGCUAGCGCUGGGCCAACCGAUGCGUUACGUGGCCUGCGACAAGGUGGUUUCGGUGGACCGAGUAUGGGCAGCCGCUUGGGGCGGUACGGCUCCUUCUAGACAAUCAUCUGCCGCCGUAGCCGCAAAGAUAACUUUGUGCCCAGAAGCUGUCGUGAUCUUACUCGCUUGUGUCCGGUCUUUGAUACAUGCGGAGGCUGGAUCGCGACCGGAAUGGCUGAGUGAUCAUCCAGUUGCUAUUGUACAGGUGUUAUUUUCCUUCUACAACACACUGUCAGACUUCGUAACGCUAAUGAUGAGUGCGGAAGUUUUGACAGCAUUGGCCUCGACUCUAUUUCCUCCGAACACAUCGAACGACAUUCACUUGCCAAUAUGUGAAAGCGGCGAUAGUUCAGGCGCCUCGACGCCAGGGUCAGAAAAGGAUGUAGUCAUCAUAGGUAGUUCAGCCUCGCUGACUCAGCACCCGGCCCGGCAAGCUGUUAUGGACUUCCUCAGAGUCAUCGUCCUCGACUCUCUGCCCCUCAGUGUCACUGCUAAAACGUCACCUAGCGCUGUCCCCUCUGACUCAGUGCCACCGUCAAUGUUUUGUACGCCCUGCGCCACAAGAUCAUACUUUUAUUGCGUAAUAGAUCUAGUACUCGACGCGUCCCCUGCCAAUUCAAAUAGCAACCAGCAAAUUGAAUACCAAACGGAAGUUCUAACAAGUAUAAUGGAGAAUUUAUUAAAUACUGAACUGUUUGGUUCCGAGUCGAAUAUAUCCAAUGUGUGUUACUUGGCGGCUCGGCUGGUGGAUAAAUUGUGGCAGGGACAGUUAUCCAGGGAUCCCCACGAAGUAUUUGACUUCUUAGUAAAACUAUUAACGCAAGCCAAGAAAAAGUCAUCAGUAAUAUCUCUAGAGGGCUUGCACCAUUGUCUCAACAGAACAAUACUGUUCCUAUUGUCGCGAUCUACUGAUUCCAUCGCAGACCAAAUGUCUGUGCUUGAGGCUUUGCACAAACUCACUACUAACAGGUUAUUAAUAUUCGGCGCAGGGAACCAUGAGUUGGAAUUCGUGGGUAGUUUGACGUACUGUUUGCUGCAACUGAGCGCGAACAUGAAGAUAGCGCUCGACUCGCACAUGCGCACCACGUGGCACGUAAACCCUAGCGGAGAUCUGGAAUCCAGAGACGACAAACUUACUGCGCAUCAAGGUCGUAAUUUAAUGGCCGGCGCUGCGAGGCGUGUAUGGGAAGAGUUGUACGCAUGCAAGAAGCCGGCUAUCGAGGAAGUGUUCAAGAUGACACUAGUGCCGCCCGCCGGGAACGCCCGCGCUCCAGACCUGACGGCGGUGCGGGAACAACUCAACGAGAGCGCGCAUAAAUUGUGGAUCAACUACAUCGAUACUGAGAGAAAGGCAGUAUAUCGAGUACCAUGGGAGCUUCACAAUCAAAUACAAUCGAAGAUACAGAAAGUGACGGGUGGUCUGACCCGACUCGCCUCGCGGACCAAAGUGAAGAAGGAGGACGCCGCCAAACAACGUCCGCACCCGCCGCGUGACCACGCGCUCGCGUACAUGCAGGACCACGUGCAGUUGGUUAGACAAGCGUGGGGAGUGCAACUAGCAGCGGCUACCAACACUAGCGCACACACCACGCGCUACGUACAGGCUGAAUGGAGCAGCGCGUGGCGGGAGCUGACCCGUGAGAGGGGCCUAUGGGGCCCUACCCGGCCCUCGCCGCUCGACAAGUGGGCCCUGCACUGCACUGAGGGCCCUUGCCGCAUGCGCAAGCAGCUGCGGCGUAAUUACGCCUUCUAUACCCAUUACCCGUAUAGACCGGAGCUUGAGCGGCCUGAUAAUAAACAAUUGAAAUAUAAAGUGGCACAAAGUCUGGACAGUAAAGAGUACUACAGAGUAUAUCAACAGACGAGGAUCAAUUUAGGAGAAGCGGAUAGUAUUGAGGCAUCAGAAAUUGCUAGCUACGAGGAAGAAAUACCUAGCAAUAAAGACUUAUCGAUCGAUGUCAGCAACGAGUCCGGUUCGCCGUCAGAUCUUGUCAGCAGCGGAGUCGUGAGUCGCGGCACCAAUCAGUCCGCUGAAGCCAACGAAGACGGUCCAGAUGUUGAGGAUGAAGAUGAGCAGCAGUCUCCUCCUCCUGACAAUCAAACUCUUCUUAGACUACUGGAGCACCAUGAAAAGAUCUCCCACAUGUUCCGUUGUGCGCGUAUCCAAGGUCUCGACACAACUGAGGGUCUCUUAUUGUUCGGGCGUGAACAUUGUUACGUUAUCGAUGGGUUUACACUGCUCAAGAACAGAGAAAUCCGCGACUUGGACAGUUGUCCCGACGAUUAUGAACCCAUACUACCCAGUCAAGGGAUACAAAAGAGCAAUCAAAGACAAUGCUCCAAGUUUUUGUACGAAGACAUCAGGGAGGUCCAUAAACGGAGAUAUUUGUUGCAACCUAUAGCUUUGGAGGUGUUUUCUAGCGAUGGUCGAAAUUAUUUGUUGGCAUUCCCUAGAAAAGUGCGAAACAAGGUAUACAGUAGGUUCACAGCGCUCGCUACGGGCAUGUCGGACAGUGCUGCGGGCUCGGUGGCGGGACAGAAGCGUGGUGUUGCCGUGGAGCAGCCGGCCGGGUUGCUGGCGACGCUCAUUGGAGACACCUCGGUGACGCAGCGCUGGCUGAGAGGUGAAAUAUCAAAUUUCCAAUACCUGAUGCAUCUCAACACACUAGCUGGUCGCUCGUAUAAUGAUCUCAUGCAAUAUCCAGUUUUCCCCUGGAUUCUAGCCGAUUACGACUCUUUGGAAUUAGACCUUACGCAUCCGGCUACAUUUCGGGAUUUGGCGAAACCGAUGGGAGCGCAGAGUCCGGAUAGAUUAGAACAAUUCAGGAAAAGAUAUAAGGAAUGGGAUGACCCACACGGCGAAACGCCGCCGUACCAUUACGGCACGCACUAUUCGUCUGCAAUGAUAGUUUGUUCAUAUCUCGUCCGAAUGGAGCCUUUUACGCAACACUUCUUAAGACUACAGGGAGGACAUUUUGAUUUGGCUGACAGAAUGUUUCACUCCAUCAAAGAGGGUUGGAAUUCAGCGUCGCGGCACAAUAUGGCCGACGUCAAGGAAUUGAUACCGGAAUUCUUUUACUUGCCCGAGUUAUUGGAGAAUUCCAACAAUUUUGAUUUAGGUUGCAAGCAGUCAGGAGUGGCGUUAGGAGACGUCGUGCUUCCACCAUGGGCGAAAGGCGACCCCCGUGAGUUCAUUCGUUUGCAUCGCGCCGCGUUGGAGUCUGACUACGUGUCCCAUAGACUGCACCAUUGGAUUGAUCUCGUGUUCGGUUACAAGCAACAAGGUCAACCUGCUGUGGAAGCUUGCAAUGUAUUCCAUCACUUAUUUUACGAAGGGAACGUCGAUAUAUACAACAUUGAUGACCCCUUAAAAAAGAAUGCAACCAUAGGCUUCAUCAAUAACUUCGGCCAAAUACCCAAACAACUUUUCAAAAAAGCGCAUCCAAGCAAGAAAAUGUCGCAACGAAGUUCGACAAUUUUGGACCCAAACAACAUAAUACCAUCGCAGGGAAUCACACCACCAGAGAAGUUAUUCUUCCACAAUCUAGAGAAUUUGAGGCCUUCACUACAACCAGUUAAAGAAGUCAAAGGACCGGUCGGUCAAAUUUUCUACACCGAUAAAGCAAUCCUAGCUGUAGAACAAAACAAAGUGUUGAUGCCUCCUACGUACAAUAAAUACGUGGCAUGGGGCUUCGCUGAUCAUUCGCUAAGGAUUGGGAACUACGAUAACGAUAAAGCUAUAUUCGUAUGUGAGACAGUCGCGCAGGCUUGCGGCGAGAUAGUCGCAUGCGUUUGUCUGUCGGAUAAGACUAUUGUUACGGCUGGAACGAGUUCGGUGGUGACGGUGUGGCAGUACUGGGCGCGGCGCCGUCGCCUGGUGGUCAAGACGUGUCUGUACGGACACGAGGAGGCGGUGACGUGCCUGGCCGCCAGCGCCGCGUACAACCUGGUGGUGAGCGGCAGCAGGGACGGGCAGCUCAUCGUGUGGGACGUAGAGCGCGGCGCGUUCGUGCGCCAGCUCGUGCCGCCCGCCGCCGUCUGCCCGCCGCCCGUGUCGGCGCUGGCUAUCGACGAACUUACUGGUGACAUAGCGACGUGUAGCGGCAGCUGGUUGCACGUGUGGUCGAUCAACGGCGCGCUGCUGGGCGCUGUGGACACGGGCGGCGAGCGCGCGCCGCAGGUGCUGUGCGUGGCCUUCAGCCAGACGCGCGAGUGGGACCCGCUCAACGUCGUCAUCACCGGCUCCACCGACGGCGUCGUUAGGAUGUGGUCAAUCGAUUACAUUGCGAAAACCGUUGAAGAUGAAGAAAAAAGCGCCGAUGCCGACAGUAUAGAACUGGCAUCAAGUUCCAUAGACACGGACAAACAUAAACACGAGCAGAAACUAUCCGUGCAAGACAGCGAGGAGGCUAAGUCAGAGAGUGAAGUGAAAUCUGAAAGUGAUAUAAAAACUGAAGAUAUUGAGCCAUGUGCAAGAGAGGCAGCUAUAAAGAGAGUGGAAGAGUUAGUUAAACAAAUGAGUCUGUCGCAGGAAAAUGGAGGGAAUCUCACGAAAUCAGCAUCAGAAAGUUCUCUCUCAGACACUGGAGAAACUACAAGCGCCAAAGAAUCCGCGCGUAGACACGACGAAAAGGACACUUGCAGCGACAAUGAAGAGCCACAGUAUGAGCGUAAAGAGGAGGUGGACUCUUGCGAGGAGACCAAAGAGGAGUAUGACAACGAGAAAGACUUGGAAGAAGAGAAAGAGUUGACGCAACGGAACAAACUGCAGAAGCAAGGGAAUGUUGUGCUGCGGAGAAAAUCAAAGGGCAACCCGUUAUAUCGCAAAAGUGGCGGCAGCAUAGGUGAUUCCAGCGAGACAAGCUCAGUAGAGGCGGUGCAGUCUAUGGAGGCUCCGGAAAGCGGACUGCGGCCGAGCAAGUCUGACACCAGUCUCACGGACUCCUUCGUAGUGCUGUCCGCGCCGUCCUCCCCCGCGCCGCACCAUCGACCUCCUGUCAAGGAUAAUUCUUACCCGGACACGGGAACGACGUGGGUGCGCCGACUCGUGCUGCGCGGCAAGCUGACCAUGCACACGGCGUACGAGCGGCGCGACAACGCGUGCCCCGCCUCCGUCACCGCGGUCGCCGCCGCCAAGAGCGGGCGCGGGCUGGCCGUCGGCGACGCUAGAGGACGGAUAUUCCGCUGGUCGGCACCGGACAUGUCGAGCGCGGCGGGCGCGAAGGGCGGGCCGGCCGACCACUGGAUUCGAGACGACACUGCGCCCUUCUGCACGCAGUGCCAGGUGCGUUUUACUGCACUGGAGCGUCGGCACCACUGCCGCGAGUGCGGCGCCGUGUUCUGCGGCCGCUGCUCGCGGUACGAGGCACCCGUGCGUCGCCUGCGCGCGCUGCGGCCCGUGCGCGUGUGCCAGCGCUGCCACGACCACAUCCACGCUGGCAACGACUAGUUCCUCGAGUCCGGGAUAUAUCUCGUGAUGAGAAAUAGACAAAAGAGACCGACUAUUGUGGACCCAUUACAGAAAUAAAAUGAAUGACGAAAAAUCCUUGAGACGAAUAUCUUAGCAUUCCAUGGAUUCACCGUGCAGGUGCCGGGUCCAUCGCGUGGUAGAGAGAAAAACCCCGAGCAAAGUCCGGGACUUGUGACUACUUAUACUAUGACUAUAAGGAAUUCCUUGACGAUCGAUCAACUCUCUGCUCUCCUCUCUCUUCUCUGCUCGUGUUGUUCUCCCUACCUAUCCAAAUUUGGUAAGAUCCCAUUAGAGCACCUUUGGAUACUCGUUCUAAUAUAGAACUAGCUGCACUUCUAGAGAGGCCAAGGUCUUUAAGCAAGUUAUAGAGAGAUUUUGCUGGUAAUCCUCUCGCACCUACUUCUACGACGUACAGACUAACUACAUAGCCAUUUUUAGUUAGUUCAUUUGUUAGAUCAUAAUUUUAAUUUUAUAUAAAAUAAAGAAAUAAAAUGAGCCUAAUGCAAUCGGGAAUAGUGUAGCUUCCCAAUAGUGACCGUGAUACAACUCGUGGUUCGCAUCAGUAGCUUCAAAUCCAUACGGGGCCCUUAGUCAUGAGCUGGUUUUUGCAACGUGAUAUUAUCCUAUGCCCCGUAUGGGCUCUAAACUAGCCGGGCAUACUCCGACGUUGUAAUAUGAACAACACUCACGAUAGUUGGAAUUCUAAAACAGUCAACUCAGUCAAGAGUGAUAUUGUUAUUUAAUGAAUGACACAAAUUGGAACAUUUUCACACGGUUCAUUCAUCAAAUAUGGGCCCAGCAAUAAAAAAUGGUCUUUAUUCAACAAAUAGCGGCGCAACCGGAAAUAUCUCUUUCAUUGCCUUGGGACGAAAGGGGACAAUAACAGGAAUAACUCUGCCGUCACUGGUCGACAUUUUGUCUAUUUCUCUUCACGAGAUAUGACUUAGUUCGCAUGCAGGGCCAGCUGAAGCAUAUAAACGAUUUUUAAUUUUAUGGUAAAAGACAAAGACUACCUCUUUUGCUUAGCACAUAUUUACAAAUUGUCUUUAAAUUUUUGAUUUGUAAUGUAAUAUGUCAUUACAUAACCAAGUGUAGUGCCACAAACUUACCUGGGCCUGUAGCCAUGUGGCAAGACCAUUCUCUUUCUACAAGCGCUAACGCUUCUAAAAUUGAAAAAAUGUGUGGGAAUAGCAUUUGCUAUCGACAGGUCACGUGAUCGAGUUGUCAAACGGAUCUGUCUUUCCCAUACAUUUUUUUAGUUUUCGAAGCGUUAGCGUUUGCAGGAAGAGAAUCGUCGUGCCACAUGGCUACAGUGGCUGUCGAUUCUCUUUCAACGAUCACUAACGCUUCGAAAACUAUGGGAACGACACAGAUGACAAGACGAAACGUUAGCGAUCGUAGAAAGAGAAUCGACGUACCACUUAGCUACUGGGGCUGGCCCGGUGAGCGCCUCACUGUUGUCGCGCUUUUAGUAUAAUGUUUUGCAAAAUGUCGACCGCCUCGACUUUGAUUCCAGUUUUAGCCACUAGGUCUAGGUCUAGGUCAGAAAAGUUUGUAGCACUAUAACUUCACCUUUAUCAUUUGUACAUCAACUCAUGAAUUGCCAGUUUUUUGUAACAUAUUACUGAGGCUAAAAGUGAGCCCUUUAUUGCGGCUGAUAUGAAGUUGAUCUUUCGACUUAAAUCACGUUCCCUAGUUCUUAAUGUCAGUUUUACACGACUAUAAAAACUUACAAAUUGAACUCAGUAUAGCUUGGCAAAAAAGUGUAGAAACUAAACUAUUUUUUUUUCCCUCUUGCAACACUGUUCAACUUGUCAGUUGUUAGUGUCUAUGCUCUAUGCUGUCAAAGUGAUUAUUUUGUCGGCUUUGAAGGUUAUGUUGUCAUGGUUACGUUUACGUUUCUCGUAUUUGUGUUGCCAUAUUGGCGAUAGUGGCGCCUCUAUUCAUUUCUACUUUUUUUUGUCAAGCUAUACAUAUAUUAUUUAAAAUAUGUAAAGGAAAUGCUUACACGGCUAUGAAACAUUGUAUCUCCACUUUUAGAGGUAACGUACCGAAUAUAAAAUAUUAACCAAAGGCUAUGUACCAAUUAAAUGGAAUUUAUCGGAAAAAUGUAAUUAAACAAAUAUAUGUGUAAAUUGUUAACUUUUAGCUUACUAUGCUACGUUUUAGAACUGCAGGCAAUCUCCGUUUGUCAUUGAUCAAAUUUUCAUAAGCGUCGAGAACAAGUCUUGAAAGCGAUAGUGUAACAAUUGAGUCCUCGACCGCGUGAUACAGGGGUAUGGAAAUGGGGAAAGAAAACUGGGUGGUAAUUUGUAAUAUUUGCUAUAUUUUUUAAAUACAAUGAUUAUUAUUUUCCUACUACCCUCCAAGUCGGAAAGAACUGUGUUAUAGUCUGGCUAUUUCGUUGAUGACACUACCAUGAUAUGCGGGCGACGGGGGGGAAAAAAAAACUGCGCGGGUGUGAAAUCGUGCGUGCGGGAGGUGAGGGCAACAGGGUUUCAUUCAUCGCUACACGCCCCCCGGCCCGCGCGGACCAUCGGGAGUGUUACGAACGAAGUUGCCAAGCUAUAAUAGUGUGUACGUGUGUAGUCCAGCAGACGGGAUCGGACCACCACCUCUUGGGUGAUGAGGCCCCAUUGCCGUUGAGCUAUCAAAGCUUUAUAUAGGUACCGCGUCCCUCUUCUGCGCGGGCGGUUAUGUUGUUGAAUUGGUGGCUCAGACCAAUUAUAGAAGGACCAGUACCUCACCCAAAUUCAAGAACAAAAUUGUCUCUCAUUUUCUGAGGAAAACGCCAUUCAACUACUACACAAAAUGCAUUUUUACGGGGUCCUUUACCGACGAACACGAUUGCAACUAUGAAACAUCGAUACUAUAUACUUUGACUUUUUUAUAUCUCUCAAAGAAAGUCUUUCCAUGUUUGUAUUGUCUGCCUUCCUAAUGCCUCCCUUGGUCAAAACCCCUGUGCACGCCUUUGCUGGAAAUGACGCCCAUUUAUAGAUAAUUUUACGUUAUACUUUACAUAAAUAAACUAUUUUAUGAAAAGACAAAUAUAAAAGACUUCUUUCAUAAAUGAAAUACCAAGUAUUCGCUUUCUACUACCCUUAUUAUAUACUUGCGUGCAGCUAAUAAACUAAAUAUAAACUAUAGGUAUCAGUAUCAAUUAUUAAAUUAUUUAAUUAUGAAAUCGUACAAAGUAUUGAGCAGUCUAAUAUUUAUUAUUUAUUUAUUUAUGUAAGAAAAGUCAUUACUGUUAUAAAUUUGAUAUUAUAAUUUUAUUAAAAAAAAAAUUAUCAAGACAGUAUUAUUUAAUGAAAUUUUAUGGAUAUGAAUAAUAUUAUAUUCCAUAAUGUAUUAGGAUCUCGAUUUAGAAAUGUUUCUAUAAAAUUAUUUAACAUUAUAUUUUGUUAAUUAUCGCAUAUUUAUAAUUAAAUUAAGUUUUAUUUAUUAAUUUUUAAAAUUGUGAUAUUUUAAUUUUUUGCUUCUAUAGAUUUAAUCAAGUAUCUAGAUAAGUGUUUUCAAGUGUAACUAUAUUAUCUGUAUUAUUAUUGAUAUAGGGUGUAUUAAUGUUAGAGCUAGUCACGUUUAUAUAAUAUCCCCUAUUACGUUCAACCCUAUAUAUUUUUUUAUUUUGACUUUCGUAGAACCCAAUUAUAUGAAAAUAUUAGAAAAUUCAAUGCAUUUAAUGAAAUCUUAUGGCAGUUUUUAUUGUAAUUUGUAAGACAACAGUUGUUCGAGAUCAGCUAAACAAUAUUCUAUAGUCUUGCAAGUUCGUUGAUCACACUCCCAUGAUAUGCGGGCGACGGGGGGAAAACUGCGCGGGUGUGAAAUUGUGCUUGCGGGGAAUUGAGGCACAUCAGUUGUGUUGUGGUGUUUUCAGUCAUCGCUACACGCCCCGCGCGCAACAUCUGGAGUGUUACGAACGAAGUUGCCAAGCUAUACCAAUCUGUGUUACGCUUUAUGUAUAAUUUAUUAGAUAUGUAAGUUAUUACUAUUAAAAUAAUAUAUUAUUUACCACGUUAUUAAGUGCUAAAAUAUGAUUUCCCUUUUUUUGAUGCAUUUUAGAUGACAUUCCUAGUCUUCAGUGUGUUAAUAAAAUGUAUAUAUAGCCGUUUUUUCAUAUGUUGAUAUUUUGAUGAUUGAUUGGUUGAGUUUUGUAUAUCCAUUUAUGUAUUUUUUUUAUUAUAGUGUAUUAUUAUAUUUCCAUAUGUAUAACAAUAUUUUAUUUAUUGUCAAACUUUGUAAAAUAUCCUAUUUUGUCCUUGGUUGUUUUAAAUUUUUAGACUUUCUUUAGGUAAUAUGCUAUUUGACAUUAUCAUGGAAAGCGUUUAAAAAUUAAUAUCCAUAGUUGCCUAUAUUAUUGAAUGCUAAUCAAUGAAACAUUCAUUAAUAGUAUGUUUUUAUUUGCCUGUAUAAAAUAUAAUAAAUGUAACAGUUACAUAUAUAAUUCAAAAAUAGUUUUAUAUAUUUGUAAAUUAUUAGCGAAAAUUUAUAUAAAUUAUUAGGCAAUGCAACCAGUCACCUAAUAAUUUUUCGAGUCAGUAGCACAUGUAGGUUUGCUCUUCAAUGUAUUAAAACUUAUUGUAUAAUUAUAUUGUAUUCGUAAGUGGAUGUUCUUUGGUCACUGAAACUGCUGUAUAGGGGAUAAUAACAGACAAUAGUUAUGUUGUUUAGGUAGUAUGUAGGCACUGAAGUUUAUGCCGUUGAUAUAUUCAUGUAUAAAUGAAUAAAGUGGUGCAGCAAACCCA